GGAGCAGCAGGGUGAGCGCUGUCCCCGUAGGAGCUGCGCGUCCUGUGUCCCUGCGCUGGACAAGUGGGGCUGGAGCUCGUGAAGUAGUGUCGGGACUGGGGGACCGAGGAGCGCGGCAGACGCUGGACCUUGGGCGUGAGCUCAGGUGCCCGAGGGCGACGCGGGAUCCACGGCGUGGGCGCAGGUGCCCGAGGGCAGUGCGGGACCCACCGCUGGCAGGUGCCCGGACCUCUCAAGUCCAGGGGCGCCCAUCUUUUCCGCAGCCCCGGACCUCGGCAGCCCCCGGGGGAUCACCUGUGGCCUCGCAUCUCAAAGAGGUGUCCAAAGACCCCGGCGGGCCGUCCCCGUGGUGAAAGAAAGUUGUGUGGCGGGCGCAGACUGCGCCUGGACUCCGCGUGCGGGAAACUUGGGCGCCGGCUGCUGGGGCUGCGGGUCCCAAGACCCGCGACACAGGCCACCAGGGCCAUGCGCGUGUCCGGGCGCCCGAUGCUCCUUGCGCUGCUGCUACUGCUGAGCACGGUGGGGGACCGGGGACGCGCACAGCCAAGGGGCCCUGCAGACCGGCAAACGCUGCUCAGGUUGCUAGUAGAGCUGGUCCAGGAGCUGAAGAAAUUUCACAUAGGAGACUCCAAGAGGCUGCAUCUCCUUGGCGAGUCCGAUUUUGCCCUGGGCCGCAGAGAGGCCACGGAUUAUGGGGCAGACCAAGAGGAGCAGAGAGUGGAGAUUGUUCCUCGAGAUCUAAGGAUGAAGGACAAGUUUCUGAAACAUCUCACAGGUCCUCUUUAUUUCAGUCCGAAGUGCAGCAAGCACUUUCACAGACUUUACCACAACACGAGAGACUGCACCAUCCCUGCAUACUAUAAAAGAUGUGCCAGGUUACUUACUCGGCUGGCUGUCAGUCCCAUGUGCAUGGAGAGAUAAGCUGCAAAGGAGCGACACACCAGGAACCUUGAAAAGUGCCUUGGAAACCAACAGAACAGAACCAUCUUCAUGCCCACUUCCUGUGGACAGAGAUUUAUUUUUGCACUCUUCCAUAAUUCCUUUGCAUUUUCUAUGUUGCUGACAGUUUACAAAUAUACAUUCAGCAAAUCAGUGUAUCUGUCAGUGAGAUUUGCCACUCUUAGAUUAUAAGAACAGACAACACUCCACAUUUGAUGUAUUGUUGUGUAAAAUGAGGUAUUUCCCUUUUAAGAUUAGGUGGAACCACAAGGAAUAUUUCUUUAGAAACAUAGGCAGAACAUUAAACUGUAUUUUCAUAGAGUAUAUAAUAUGAUUUGACAUUUUGUAUUCUACAAUUAAAAUCCCAAAGUAUAGUUUGGAACUGCAUGAAAAAUUUUAAUGAGAACCAAAAAACCUCAGUUGUGUUGAAGACAGUGGCAUAUGUAUCUGUGGAUAUGCCCAGGCCAGUCCCAUUUGUCCUCUGUAAAUGUAAAAGUACAUUCCAUGUAUUGUACAAUAUGUAAAUACUGUGAAUAAAUACAAGGAAAUAAAUGAAGUGUUUGGAAUAAUGAA
Arvicanthis niloticus (Nile rat) is the source of this 1512-nucleotide messenger RNA. It is a transcript of the gene Alkal2, whose product is annotated as ALK and LTK ligand 2. NCBI's taxonomy places the organism in Eukaryota, Metazoa, Chordata, Mammalia, Rodentia, Muridae. Gene Ontology annotation, biological process: positive regulation of ERK1 and ERK2 cascade; positive regulation of ERK5 cascade. Gene Ontology annotation, molecular function: receptor tyrosine kinase binding; receptor signaling protein tyrosine kinase activator activity. The record is from RefSeq and is a predicted model, not a curated record.